GGGGGGGACGGUGACCCGCAGCAAGAGAGUUCCACAUGUUCGACCGCCCUGGACAAAGGAAAACACCAAGUUGGCCAGCCCAAGGGCCACGCUGGAUCCACGUCACGCAGUCCAACUUCUUGCAGCCGGAAAAGAAGUCCAGCCGUCCAUCACCUGCUACGGAAUUAUCAAAACUUGAGGCAGGGAACGCUAAGCUGUGCUUGUGCUGUUAUUAUCCUAAGCAUAUAGCUGCGCCGAAAGGAGGGAUGUUAUGGCGCCAUUGGAGGAUGACAUGUCUGCUUUGCAAAUCCUCGUUUCCAGCCGCCCCCGGGGUGGCGCUGUCAAGCUUGACUCAGCAUGGAAAGGACGAGAGUAAUUCAGAAAAGAAAAGGAGGACAUCUCCACUUCUAAAAAAGGCAGAGGAGAGGUGCCCAGUUAUCCGUAGAUGAAGGCAACAGCUGCGGUGAAUACAAGAGCUGAUGGCUAUCACCAGCACCUGCACCGGCCAUGCUAAAGCCAUGUUGUCAUUUUAUGCCGCCAGAGUCAUAGCCACCUACGGAUUUCCCGACUAAUUUCGUCAUCAGGUAACAUACAUGGGGCUGUCAAUCCGAGCAAUUUCUGCCAGCCCUCUGGAAUAUUUGAGGCCGGUGUGCGCCGGACCCGGACAGACAAAAAAAAAGAAGGAGAAAUACCAAAGCCAUACCAUACGCCACACAAACAAACUAGUCUAGUAGUAUUGUUUGAGAUGAGGAGAGCAUCUUUCUUGGACCAACAUUGCCAGCUCCAUCUGGAUGCUUGGACGGACGCAUUUUCCUAUCCAGCGUGUCACCUCGUGCUGAUGAGGCGCGUACGUACCUCGGAGGCCAGAGCGAGACCACACGUGAAAUACGGUAACACCUCUUCUUCUUUUUAUUGUGGAGUGGAAUUAAAUGCAGGAAUUUCGUGAGGAUGGAAUUCGACUGGUGUACGGCCGGCCGCUAGAACCUUUUUCCGAUUGUUCUUAUGUUCUACAGAGAGCUCCAUUUUGCGCCUCGUGAAAUUCUUGCCGAAAAUAUGUGUAAACCUGUGGUUUGCAGGUAGUACGUCUUGACAGCAGCUGCUGCUGCUACGGCUUCUGCACAGUUGUCAGGAUGUGGAGGAGCAGCGAGGCUUGCAGACAGUGGUGCUGCCGUGCACGCGUCUAAGACUCGUAGCUCCUUCCGCCCUCCCAGCUGGAUGUGCUGCCAGUCCGAUGAUGGUGAUGCUAGCGUUUGGCUAUCAUCUAGAGGGCAUCGAAGUAGCAAGAGACUGGCAUGCGAUGCAAUUACUGACGAAAAGUUGGUUGGUGCAUUGGUUUGUCCUGCGUUCUGUUCUGUUCUGUUCUUGCCUAGUAGAUCCCAACGGACGGUGGUGACCGGACGUGAAGGGUUGGUUCUUGGCCUUCACGCAAAGAAAGGCACCAAAACACCUUGGUCGCUCCAUCCUCACUCUGUGAUGCACCCCAAAAAAAAGCUCUUAAACCUGUUACAUAGCUCUCUGCUUUGAUACGUUUCAGCUUUUUUUCCUCAUUAUUAAUUAGAAAGGGAAAACAAUGUGUGUGUGUGUGCCUUGACUUGUACUUCACUAUUCUAUCCCUUUUGGUCUUCUUCCUUUCCUCUGAGUACGCAGUAGAUAUGACUUGGAACUUGUACUGGUCAGUGGUCACUGAAGAAAAGGCUAACCUUUUGUGGGUGGGGGGGUGGGGGGCAGCGAACAGUACAUGAAGGCGAUACUGUAUUUUCUUCCCUUGCCAGGUCAUCACUCAUCAGACAUGCUAGCUGAUCUCGAUUUGCAGAUCACUAGAAACUGCGGCCCACCCAAACAGGCAAGCUAGGGUAGUAGGGUGUGAAAGGCUGAAGCAAGAGGGGGUGAGGGGCGCAAAGACGAAGGCUUUCUGGUGAAAACCUUGUGCGCUUGCAGGCCAGUGGUCAAGUUUUUGGUCCAGGCCCCAGGGACAGGGAGCAACCAGCCAGCCUUUUUAGUUGUUGUUGUUUUUUUUUUACCAGGACGAUGGGAUGGGAAAUCGCGGAGCAGAUGAAAGAGCCUGGCUCUCCAGAGUGGAUCCGUCGGGCCCCCGCAUUCCAGCACUUGUCUGACAUGUGGGCCCUGGAAAUGGCGUGCAGAUGCUUUUAUUCAGAAAGCCACACUGAACACUGUCACAUGCUCACAUACUGCUUGCUCGAUUGCGUCCGCACAGGAAUAGAUACAGAGAUAUAAACAAAAGCAACAGCAACGCCUUUUUCGCUUUAUUUUAUUAAUCAUAGUUCCAUCUCAUUAACACACACAGUCAUUUCUGACAGAAUGUUCGGUGGAUCAUACAUAGGCUGGAUUUGGCAGAUCAGGCAGGAACCAUCUCCUUCUCGUUCUGAAAGAAAAAAAGAAAGAAUGGGAGCGUGGGGGCCUGUUCUCGUGGUUGAGCUGUCCCUGCGCAUGGGGCGCGUACGUCAUGCGGGCCCCGCCACGACAGUAGGUACACAAGAUCUUCCUCCUCCUUCCUUUGUUCUCCACUUCUCCUCCUCUCUACCUGCUACCAGAUUAGGUGAACUAGAUUAAGAGAUGGGAGCUAUAUUAUAAUGCCAAAUGGCAGAGCCAGCCAGUCGGUGGGUAGGUGCCAUGCAGUGCAACGGUGACAUGCUGCCAUAUGCAGUGCAGCAGGAUCGAGCUGGCUCCCAUGUCGGUCUCUCUCACACUCUCACCCCGCAACAGCAACGAAGGGGUUUUGUCGCUUUGGCUUCAAAUGACAGGAAGGAAUCAGAAUCCAGUCAUAUCAUCAAAUACGAGAGUUCCUAGCUUCAUUUCAGUGUGUGCUGUGCUGGUGUGGUUGCCCAGUCGGUGGAAGUGUCCAUGCAUGUGUGAUGUGUGCAGGGCAGGGCUGCAUGCAGGUAAGCUAGGCUGCUAGGUCUGGAUACCUUGUGAUGGACAUGGACAGGAUAGUGGUCAUCGGGCAUCAUGCGUUCAUGCAUGUAUAGUAUAGGUGUGUGUGUCGCUGUCAGCAACCACAGUCACACAUGUCUUCCCGUUUAGAAGCUGGUACGGUCUACAGUGUGUGUGUCAGUGUGUGUGAGCACUACUGAUCUGACUGCCAAAAAGGGAGGACAAAAAAUGGUGGUGGCGCAAGUGAGAUUUGCGAUGGGCCGUGCUAUUAGCAGCAUCGUGGGCCUGGCACUGGCAAGCCCACUAGUAACGGCCCAUUUUCCAUGCCUCGGAAAAUAAUGAUUGCGCGCGUCUUUGUAAGUGUGUCCAAUUAAUCUUCUCUGCUCUUUUCUUUCUUGCCUUCAUCAUGCCUGCCUGCCUGCCUGCCUCCCUCCCUCCCUCCAUGUCUAUAUAUUUUUUUAUAUAUGUAUAUAUUAUACAUGCGCGCACACACACACAAACUAGAGUAAGAGUAACCCCUUGAGCUUUGUCAAAAGAAGGCAGAGCUCAGAAAGCCUAAAGCCUCGCUUAUUUAGCCUCCAGUAGCACCCCUCUUUCUUUGUGUGCUCCAACAAAGCUCUCACUCACUCUCAUACACACACGCACCCUACACUCCAUUUCCAUUGCCUGCAUUCUUGGUUGGGCAAGAACAAGCAGGCAGAGAGGUGAGAGGAGGAGGAGAAGAAGAAGAAGCAGAUGAUCAUGGGGCUGCCGGAGGUGAAGCAGAAGAAGAAGAAGCGGCUCGUGCAUAGCACGCGAGGGGAAGAUCGUCACGGGCACCACCACCAAGACGGCAGCGAGGCCUGGGUGCUGGGCCUGUCCGGCGCCGGGAUCGCCGCCCUGCCGCUGCACCAGCUCAAGCCCGUACGCGUCGAGGUCAAGGCCGGCCGCCGACGGCACGCGGCGGCCACCGAGGACGGCGAGGAGGAGGAAGAGCCCGUGACGCCGAGGGGGGAAGGGUGGAGGAUACCGGCGGAGGCGGUGGCGUGCCCGCCCGCUCCCAAGAAGCCCAGGACGGCGGUGUUCAUCGUCAGAGACAACGCCGCCGCCGGCGGCCGCCGGUGCAACUACGACGGCGGCGACGUGGUCGACGAGUUCUUCCGCGUGCCGGCGGAUUUGGAGGCCGUCUUCGUCGCCCGCGCAGCCAAGGCCAACUAGCUAGCUAGCUGCAUUGUGGGCACCAAGGGGAGGACUGCCAGUGUGUGUGUAUGUGAUGCUUGAGCUGCUCCAGGCAGGCUGGCUCAAGCAGAGUGUGAUGCAUCGGCUGCUGCUGCUGCUGAGUGAGUGUGAUAGAGUGAGUGCACUUGUACAAAUUGUCUUCUAGUGCAUGUUAAUGCAAUUCCUAAUUACGUGAAAUGGAAUUGCGUUGAAAUGGAAAAACUGUCAUUAUUGUUUA
Messenger RNA from Zea mays, 4306 nucleotides. The record is from RefSeq and is a predicted model, not a curated record. NCBI's taxonomy places the organism in Eukaryota, Viridiplantae, Streptophyta, Magnoliopsida, Poales, Poaceae.